GCUCACUCUUCCAGACUAUCCAUUUCACUUCGCUCCCCCCCCAAUCAUCAUCAUCAUCACAUAGCUUUCCAGCUCAUCAAUGGCCGAGCACCACCGUCUCGCACACCACCAGCGGCCAGCCGCGGACACGCAGAGCAUCAGGGAGCUCUUCCGGAUGGGACCCACUAAGUCCCAGGUGGUGGUCGUAUUGACCCUCCUCCCGGUCGGGGCCAUCCUCCUCCUCCUCGCUGGCCUCACCCUCGCAGGGACGCUCAUCGGCAUCGCGGUCACUGCCCCUCUGUUCGUCAUCUUCAGCCCCAUCCUGGUCCCUGCCACGCUCCUCAUCGCCUUUGCGGUCACCGGGUUCCUGACCUCAGGCGCGUUUGGGAUCACCGCCCUGUCGGCAAUCUCGUGGAUAGUGAACUUCAUCCGAAACAUGAGGGGGGCUUCGCUCUCUGAGCAGGUGGACCACGCCAAGCUUCGGGCCCUGGAAACGAUCGGUUACCUGGGCCACCGGACCAAGGAGGCGGGUCAGGCAAUACAGGACAAGGCCCACGAUGAGGGGCGAACCCAUGAGGGUGGAAGGACGCGUGAGGGCACAAGGGCCACAACCACAACCACAUGAUAGAUAAAUCUUCGGGUUAUCGGCUGGUUUCAGGCUCGUUAUGGACUCUAUGCAUAUGUUGCUUUGAUGUUGUUUCAUAUAUUUCAAAUAAUGGAUAACGGACUUUAUGCUCCUUGCUGUA
Messenger RNA from Punica granatum (pomegranate), 725 nucleotides. The record is from RefSeq and is a predicted model, not a curated record. NCBI's taxonomy places the organism in Eukaryota, Viridiplantae, Streptophyta, Magnoliopsida, Myrtales, Lythraceae.